This is a messenger RNA of Cebus imitator (Panamanian white-faced capuchin), 1470 nucleotides long. Its product is annotated as cAMP-dependent protein kinase catalytic subunit PRKX. The transcript is spliced from 8 exons. Gene Ontology annotation, biological process: protein phosphorylation. Lineage: Eukaryota; Metazoa; Chordata; Mammalia; Primates; Cebidae. Bases 16 to 954 code for a protein of 312 amino acids. Gene Ontology annotation, molecular function: ATP binding; protein serine/threonine kinase activity. The record is from RefSeq and is a predicted model, not a curated record.
UUGUCAGGGGACUUAAUGACCUCUGAUGAUUUUCUCUCUCCAGGCGCCGGGACGUUCGGGCAGGUGCACCUGGUGAAGGAGAAGACUGCCAAGCAUUUCUUCGCCCUCAAGGUGAUGAGCAUUCCCGACGUCAUCCGCCUGAAGCAGGAGCAGCACGUGCACAAUGAGAAGUCCGUUCUGAAGGAAGUCAGCCACCCGUUCCUCAUCAGGCUGUUCUGGACGUGGCAUGACGAGCGCUUCCUCUACAUGCUCAUGGAGUACGUGCCGGGCGGCGAGCUCUUCAGCUACCUGCGCAACCGGGGCCGCUUCUCCAGCACCACGGGGCUCUUCUACUCAGCAGAGAUCAUCUGUGCCAUCGAGUACCUGCACUCCAAGGAGAUCGUCUACAGGGAUUUGAAGCCGGAGAAUAUCCUGCUGGAUAGGGAUGGCCAUAUCAAGCUCACGGACUUCGGCUUCGCCAAGAAGCUGGUAGACAGGACGUGGACCCUCUGCGGAACACCCGAGUACCUGGCCCCGGAAGUCAUUCAGAGCAAGGGCCACGGGAGGGCCGUGGACUGGUGGGCCCUCGGCAUCCUGAUAUUCGAGAUGCUCUCCGGGUUUCCUCCAUUUUUUGAUGACAACCCGUUUGGCAUUUAUCAGAAAAUUCUUGCAGGCAAAAUAGAUUUCCCCAGGCAUUUGGAUUUUAGCGUAAAAGACCUCAUUAAGAAACUGCUCGUGGUUGACAGAACAAGGCGGUUAGGUAACAUGAAGAACGGGGCGAAUGACGUGAAGCGCCAUCGGUGGUUCCGGUCCAUGGACUGGGAAGCUGUUCCGCAGAGAAAACUGAAGCCUCCCAUUGUGCCCAAGAUCUCUGGCGACGGCGAUACCUCCAACUUUGAAACUUAUCCCGAGAAUGACUGGGACACAGCCACUCCCGUGCCGCAGAAGGAUUUAGAAAUCUUCAAGAAUUUCUGAGGACAGGAGUUCACAUCUGGAAGAAACAGGAAGAUUGGAAUGUGCCUGGAACGAAAAACUGUACCUAAGCAGACCGGAAGAAAUGACUUCUUCAUGCGGCAAGGACAUUUCCAGUUUCCUGUGUGCCGUAUGUAUAGAAACAUCAGAGCACAGUUGAAAUGAAUGGAACGGUCGUUAUUUAAGCAACUGGAAUUCCACACUGUGGGAAGGGUUUGAAAACUGGCUGUAGAUUUGAUCUUCUCCUUUAGUGUUGUGCUCCUACUGUGAUGUCUUGGUUUUUCUCAUAGACUUAAGUUUAUAAGUUUGAACUGGACUUGUUCAAUUAUAACCACAUUUUGUGUGUGUGUUUGUGUGUGUGUGUGUGCCUGUGUGUAUAUAUAGAAGUCAUUAUGGCAGAUGCACAGAAAUUGUGCAGUGAUAUAACUGUUCAUACUUCACAGAGCCUAUAAUUAUUAUUUUUCAAUUUGUUUUUUCAAAAAUCUCUUGGGGACAUCUGAAGGGUAUGUUGCAUGCAUU